GAGACUGGACUUCCCGGAAGUGAUUCUCCGGAAGCAGCAUGGCUGCUGUCCUGACCUGGCUAUCUGCUCGCUGAACCACUAACACCAUGCAGUCAGAUGAUGUUAUCUGGGAUACACUAGGAAACAAGCAAUUUUGUUCCUUCAAAAUCAGAACCAAGACUCAGAGUUUUUGUAGAAAUGAAUACAGUUUGACUGGACUGUGUAAUCGGUCAUCCUGUCCCCUGGCAAAUAGUCAGUAUGCCACUAUCAAAGAAGAGAAAGGACAGUGCUAUCUGUAUAUGAAGGUUAUAGAACGAGCAGCUUUCCCUAGGCGUCUCUGGGAACGGGUCCGUCUUCAUAAAAACUAUGAGAAAGCACUGGAACAAAUAGAUGAAAAUCUAAUUUACUGGCCUCGUUUCAUUAGACACAAAUGUAAGCAGAGAUUCACCAAGAUCACCCAGUACCUAAUUCGAAUUCGAAAACUUACAUUAAAGCGACAGAGGAAACUUGUUCCUUUGAGUAAGAAGGUGGAACGGAGGGAAAAAAGAAGAGAGGAAAAGGCAUUGAUAGCUGCUCAGCUGGACAAUGCUAUCGAAAAGGAAUUGCUGGAGAGACUCAAACAAGAUACGUAUGGCGAUAUCUACAACUUCCCCAUCCAUGCCUUUGAUAAGGCCCUGGAGCAGCAGGAGGCAGGGAGUGACUCUUCAGAUGCUGAGGAAAAAGACGAAGAAGAUGAAGAAGAUGUGGGGAAAAGAGAGUUUGUGGAAGAUGAUGAAGUGGAUGAGAGUGACAUAAGUGACUUUGAGGAUAUGGAUAAACUGGAUGCCAGCAGUGAUGAAGAUCAGGAUGAUAAAUCCUCCACUGAGGAAGAGGAAAAGGCCCUUGAUGCCAAAUACAAAGGCAAAACACCUCUGAAAGGACCUUUGAGGAGGAAACGAGCAUAUGUGGAAAUAGAAUAUGAGCAGGAGACAGAGCCUAUGGCUGAGGCCAAAGCCACGUGAUUUCCCUGCAGACAUUUAUAAACAGGACUGCACAUUUUGAACUUCUUCCCUUUUUUUUUAUCUUAAACACACAUACACCUCCAGUUUUUGCUCUUUAUCUUUUUAGCACAAUAUUCAUGCUUUUUAUAUUUAUGCUACUUCUCUGGGGCAAAAAAUCUAGGAGGGGAUGGAGAAGAGUUUAAGUUGUGAACAGAGUAUUUUUAUAGCAUUGGCACACGUGCUGAAGUAACAGUUUGAGCCCAAGAAGCUUAACAGAUGAGUCUGUGGGUAUAAAUAUUUUUAAAUUUUAAAUGCCACCCACCCGUUUUCUUGGUGUCCUCCCCUCUGCAUGGGAGCAUACGCACAGACACACACACACACACACACCCUGCUUUAUUGAGAAAUAUCCAGACUUCAAUUCUCCUUUCCCUACUUCUAUGGGAAUAAAAAGAAAAAAGGAUAAAGAAGAUCUAAAUUACAAUAUUUACUGUAAAUAUACCUUUUUCCUUAGAUAAUUGCAUUUAAAACAAGUGGAAUAGAAAGAAAAUCCUUUUGUCUUUAGCAAAGUGAUGUAAGUCUUAAGUUGCGUCAUAGGGAGUGCUUUCAGAAACCUGCUGCACUUUCCGGAUGCAGUUCAUCACCUUACUGUCUUCACAGCUUUGGGAGAUUUUAGCCAGGAGACCCUGAAACAUGAAACCAAACAGGCUUUGAUUUUUUUGUGGGGGAGGGGUGUUAUUUCUUUUUCUUUUACCUUGGCUGUUUUUUCUUGAUACCAGGAAAGAAUGGAUGCUGCCAGGGCACAAUCUGCAGAACAAGUGUAACUUUAGAAACUGUUGGCACAUUUCUAAAUGUCCUGCUGGCUCAUGAAGAAACUGCUUAAUGCUGGCCAAGAUGAAUCAGAUUAGAUCUAGGGCUUGAAAACUGCAAGAUUAAAAACCUGAGAUGAAAUAAUUUGAAUAAACUAGUAAUAAACCAUACUAUCCUUAA
Molecule: messenger RNA, 1946 nt
Organism: Phacochoerus africanus (Common warthog)
Lineage: Eukaryota; Metazoa; Chordata; Mammalia; Artiodactyla; Suidae
Gene: MAK16
Product: MAK16 homolog
Exons: 10
Coding region: 87-980 (297 amino acids)
Biological process (GO): maturation of LSU-rRNA; maturation of 5.8S rRNA
Cellular component (GO): nucleolus; preribosome, large subunit precursor
Source: RefSeq, a predicted model, not a curated record